This is a messenger RNA of Panonychus citri (citrus red mite), 1176 nucleotides long. RefSeq names its product mediator of RNA polymerase II transcription subunit 8-like (gene MED8). The record is from RefSeq and is a predicted model, not a curated record. The coding region runs from base 272 to 1021 and encodes 249 amino acids. Gene Ontology annotation, molecular function: transcription coregulator activity; RNA polymerase II cis-regulatory region sequence-specific DNA binding. The transcript has a single exon. Gene Ontology annotation, biological process: regulation of transcription by RNA polymerase II. NCBI's taxonomy places the organism in Eukaryota, Metazoa, Arthropoda, Arachnida, Trombidiformes, Tetranychidae. Gene Ontology annotation, cellular component: core mediator complex; mediator complex.
GAUUUAAUUUGGAGCUGUUGUUUGUUUGUAUUCCGAUGAAAGGUUAGGAAUCACUGUCAUGGGUAACGGAGGAAUUCAUGGUAAGUUUAAGAUGAAAUUCGAUGAUGGAUUGAGAUACUUUUACUUGGAUUCGGUUUUUUGUUUUUCUUUUCAAAUUUUGAUUUGUAAUUUUUUUUAUUUCUGUGAUUGUUUUUGUCGCAAUUGAUUAAGUUUUCUUGAUUGGUUUUACUUUUUAAACCAUUUGAUUGGAACAAUUUAGAUUCUAUUCAAGAUGAUGGAAAGAGAGGAGAAAGUAUUGGACAUUGUCUUGGAAUCUUUGAUCAGUAGGUGUCAAGAGAUUAAAAAAUCUCUCAUCUCUUUCUUGUAUCGGUUGGAAAAUGAUUAUCAAAAGCUUGAUUGGCCUGCAUUUUUGGACAAUUUUGCUCUCAUCUCAGGUCAGAUAAACAACAUGAUGAAGAUAUUGAAAAACGAGAAAACGCCACCUCUUCGAAAUCGUAUUCUUUUACCACUGUUACUUGCUCCUGAUCGAGAUGAAGACUUGGCCACAUUAACGGAAGGACGAGUGGUCGCUUUUAAUCAUGAAAUGGUUCCCGAUUAUCUGAGAACAAAAUUAGAACCAGAGAUCGAAGCGAUAGAAGCUAAAUUGUCUGCAAAAGCCAUGCAAAUCAACCCAGAAACUGGAUCAAAACAUAUAACCAGUGUCAACAAGAUUGCUAAUCACAUUCUCGAGCUAAUUAAAAACAUCAAAGAAGAUUGGGAAAGUGAAUCAAGUCAAAGAACCUCCAUUCCAGUUACAUCAUCAAUACAGGAUACAAACACAAUUUUGGCCGCGAUUUACUUAGGUAAAGGAUUGAAACCCGUUCCAACUAUGGUUCCAAAACCAGGACCAGCACCAGGAGUUGCGAUGGGUCCACAAGGUCCAAAUCAAACUGGUCCACGUCCCCCUGGCAUGGGUAAAGCUCCAAGUGCAAUUAAGACCAACAUAAAAUCAGCAUCACAAAACAAUCCAUACAACAGAUAAUCAAUCAUCAAAAUCAGUUGUAAUCCUUAAUUCCAACCUCUUUAAAAACAUAACCAACAAAUUGAUAAUCACAAUGAAUCACAACAACCUGUAAACAAUAACAAACAAUUGAUAAAUCCAAUUACUCUCAUAAUAAACUUACUCUGUUUUCCCAA